Messenger RNA from Pimephales promelas (fathead minnow), 2180 nucleotides. It is a transcript of the gene otol1a, whose product is annotated as otolin 1a. Gene Ontology annotation, molecular function: protein binding. The record is from RefSeq and is a predicted model, not a curated record. NCBI's taxonomy places the organism in Eukaryota, Metazoa, Chordata, Actinopteri, Cypriniformes, Leuciscidae.
AUGCCCAAUAUUCUCCACCUUGUCAUCCUGCUGAUGGCCUUGCUGGAGGUAACAACAGGGACUCAAGCAUCACUAUCCAAGACCACACAGUGGCCGCGACUGAAACCCACUAAGAAGCCUCCGCCUCGAGAUGGAGGUCCUCCACAGCCGCCCCCCCGCUUGGGGUCCCAUUCGAUCACCACCACUGUGAGUCCCACCGCUAUCGGCGUCACCGAGGAAGUCACGGACUCCAUGAUGGAUGCGUACUCGAUUUCCCCCACCGACAGCACCACUUACUCCAGCGAUGCGUAUUCUGCCGACUACCACACGGAGGCCAUGGUUCCUCCUGGGGCGGGCCCUGGGAACUACACGUUGGACUACAACGAGUGCUUUUUCAACUUCUGUGAGUGUUGUCCACCAGAGAGAGGUCCUCCAGGACCGGUAGGAGAAAAGGGAUUGGCGGGCGUUACGGGGGAGAAGGGGGAGAUGGGACCUUCUGGAGCUCCAGGUCAAGAUGGACUCACUGGUGCUCCAGGGUCACGUGGAGAAAGUGGAGAGAAAGGUGAUCCUGGAGUGAGUGGGCUACCUGGGAUUCCCGGUGUUACUGGGAAACAAGGAGAGAAAGGUGAAAUGGGCCUCAAAGGAGACAAAGGAGAUCCCGGUUUGCCUGGGCUGAAAGGAGACCCAGGGGACAGGGGAGAGCCCGGCUGGAAUGGAACAAAGGGAGAAGUGGGUGAGCCUGGCAUACAAGGACUGACCGGCCUCCCCGGACCAGAUGGCAUCAAGGGGGAGAAGGGUGACAAAGGAGACUGUCCAUUUGGAGAGAGAGGGCAGAAAGGCAGUAUGGGGGAGCCAGGGCCUCAAGGGCCAAAAGGAGACAUGGGUGCGCCAGGUCUGAAUGGCACAGAUGGGCUUCCUGCGCCCAAGGGGCUGAAGGGAGACCCAGGACCCCCAGGUAAACAGGGAGAGCCUGGUCCUCCAGGACCUCAUGGACCACCAGGGCAAAGGGGGAUGCCAGGGAUGAAAGGCACACGAGGCCUAAAGGGAGCACGAGGCGUUAGGGGAUUCAAAGGCCUUCCGGGCGAACCUGCCGUUCAGAAGCGCUCAGCCUUUAGCGUCGGUCUUUUUCCUAGCCGAUCAUUUCCGCCACCUGGCCUGCCUAUCAAGUUUGACAAAGUCAUUUACAAUGAGGAGGGCCACUGGGAUCCCCACGGCAGCAAGUUCAACUGCACUCACGGGGGAGUUUACGUCUUUUCCUACUACAUAACCGUGCGCAAUCGCCCCCUGCGCGCAGCCCUGGUGGUGAACGGCAUUCGUAAACUGCGAACUCGUGACUCCCUUUAUGGCCAGGACAUUGACCAGGCCUCCAACAUGGCAGUGCUUCGCCUAUCAUCUGGAGACCAGGUAUGGCUGGAGACUCUGCGGGACUGGAACGGUGUUUAUUCCAGCAGCGAGGACGACAGCACGUUCUCUGGAUUCCUGCUCUAUGCUGAUGCCACCAAGGACUGAUGGCCAGGAAUCGCACUGACCUCUGGAUAAUCCUUAGACGUAUACUUUGUUUUGUAGGGGUGAAUUGGAAGACACUUAUAUUACCUAAAUACUUGAGCCCUGAACUUAGAUUUGUGUACUAACAGUUAAUUGUACAGCCACUAAUUAUUAUUAUGCUACCUGUUUUAUCACCAGAACAACUUGAUUGUGAUUUGUUUUUAAUAAGCUGAUGAUUUCUGGCAGCUAUUUUUGUAGGUCCUAACAUAUUUAUACAACUGGCAGCUUAAGCAAUAAAAUAAAUUUUGCUUUAUUUUGGUCUUGCUUUCUUACCUAAACCUACACCAAGAUUCUGAUUUUUUGUUGUUGUUAAUUUUUUAAAUAAAUGCAAGUGUUAGUUUAGUUAAUUAUAAGUGAUAAUAAAAAAACAUUUACCAAUGAAAUGAAAUCUAUAUAUCAUUAGAGUGUUAGUAGAGUAUCAUUAGGCUGGUAGGGUUAGCAUUAGAAUAGUUCUAAAGGGAAUGAAAUGUUCAAAAGGGUUUGUUGGUCGCAGGUCGUAUUAAGGGGAUGGCCAUUCUCAUUGUAGGGACGAUUUAAUUGGACAAUGAUUUGUGUAGUGCAUAAUGAGUCAUCAUUAUGUUUGGUCAAUUUUUUUCAAGUAUUAAAUGCAUGUUUCUACUAAAAGAUGGCUUUGGUAACUAUUAAGAUAUUUCUGA